Messenger RNA from Chenopodium quinoa (quinoa), 2072 nucleotides. RefSeq names its product kelch repeat-containing protein At3g27220-like. The transcript has 7 exons. Bases 544 to 1824 code for a protein of 426 amino acids. Gene Ontology annotation, molecular function: protein binding. The record is from RefSeq and is a predicted model, not a curated record. Lineage: Eukaryota; Viridiplantae; Streptophyta; Magnoliopsida; Caryophyllales; Amaranthaceae.
UGUACCUAGGACAUCCGGAAAUUUUAGGCGGAUGUCCUAAUUACCGAAAAAAAAAAACUUACAGAAUGAUCCGACGCAUUCUCCGGCGUACGUAUGUUCCACUCGCCGUCCAUGACCCAAGACCCGUCGGAAAAUUUAACGACUUUUGAAAAUAGAAAAUUUAGGUGGUCGUGGGGACCGAUUUGGUUGCAAGGUCGUGGGGACCGAUUUUGGGAAGCUCGGGACAGCAAUGUCGUGAAGUGAGGGGACCGUUUCAUGUAUUGUGUCCAAAUGAGGAACAAGGUCAUUUUUAUAACCCAAAUUGCAUAAAGGGCAUAGUGGUCCAUUCAAGUCAAAAAGGGAGCGUUACCUGGUAAUUUGGGAGCGACAAAUAGCAGUUAAAAAAAAAAAACUACGGGAGUACCGACAAAUCAAGUGGCCAUUCCUGUGUGCCGCGCUUUCUUCUUCUUCUUCAUCAUCAUCUUCUUCCUCCUUCGAUCUCUGCAACUUCACUCACUCUUUUCUCUCUCCUCUAAUAUCACUUUCUCUCUCCUAAAUCAUGCGAUGAAAUUCGGAAGACAUACCCAGAAACAUUCAUCAUCAUUGUCAAUUAAGCUUGUGAUUUUGGUAUCAUUUAUUGCUUUGAUUGGAGCUGGUGUUGUUGUAGAUCUCUUAUGGGCGUCGUCUUCUUCUUCUUCCUUCUCCGCUUUUCGAUAUGUCUCUGAUAAUUGGCCUUCUCAACAAUCUCUUAAUCUUAACCUAACUUCUCUUCCUAAGGCAAAGAGUAAAGAUAAAGGAAAGGAUGGAGCUCCGGAAAGGAUUUUGUCGGCUACUUUCGCAGACUUGCCGGGACCUGAACUACAUUGGGAGAAGAUGCCAACAGCUCCGGUGCCACGUCUAGAUGGAGCUGCCAUACAGAUUAAGAAUAUCUUAUACGUUUUCGCUGGAUAUGGAACCAUUAAUCUUGUGCAUUCCCAUGUUGAUGUCUACAAUUUUACGGAUAAUACGUGGGGAGAAAGUUUUCCUAUGCCUAAGGAGAUGGCUCAUUCUCACUUGGGAAUGGUAACCGAUGGAAGAUAUAUAUAUGUUGUCACCGGACAAUAUGGUCCACAAUGCAGAGGGCCAACAGCCCGAAAUUUUGUGCUUGAUACUGAAACGAGACAAUGGAAAGAUCUUCUUUCUUUGCCAGUCCCUAGGUAUGCACCAGCUACUCAACUUUGGAGAGGAAGACUGCAUGUCAUGGGAGGCAGUGGGGCUAAUCGGUACACACCUGAACUAGACCACUGGAGUCUGGCAGUGAAGGAUGGGAAGGCAUUGGAGAAGGAGUGGCGAUCAGAAGUACCUAUUCCUCGUGGUGGACCUCACAGGGCUUGUGUUGUGGUUGAUGACAAACUAAUGAUUAUUGGUGGUCAAGAGGGUGAUUUCAUGGCCAAACCUGGUUCACCAAUUUUCAAGUGCUCCCGCAGACAUGAGGUGGUAUAUGCUGAUGUUUAUAUGCUGGACGAUGAGAUGAAAUGGAAGACGUUGCCUUCCAUGCCAAAGCCAGAUUCGCAUAUAGAGUUUGCAUGGACUAUAGUUAAUCAUUCAAUUAUAAUUGCGGGAGGCACAACCGACAAGCAUCCUAACACGAAAAAGAUGAUCUUGAAUGGAGAGAUCUUCCGGUUUGAUCUAGACACACUGAAAUGGUCAGUGAUUGGGAAGCUUCCCUACCGUGUCAAAACAACUCUCGUUGGAUUUUGGAAUGGUUGGUUCUAUUUUACUUCUGGUCAGCGAGACAAAGGGCCUGAUGAUCCAGGCCCCAGAAAGGUCAUUGGGGAAGUUUGGAGAACUAAAUUAAGCUUCUAGUCUCUAGUCAAUUAUUUCUGGAUGUUAAAUUUUAGGUAGGUCAUAUUCAUCACGAUUUAACCACUGUUAGAUGUCCUAGUCUGAAGCUGUGGAGCAAAUAUAUGUUCAUUUUCCGCUGUUGUCAAAAUGGAAAGGCGGGAGGAUGAGAAAAUUCAAUUUGUUCAUAUUGAUUCAUGUAUAUCUUGUAAACCAUAUGAGAAUCAAUCAGAGAUGGCUAGCCCUUUAUGUUCAAGGGCAUUUUGUAUUCA